AAACAUUUCCGCCGUCUCGGACUUCGAAUCGAACUCAAAAACGUACCAGAACUACAAUGGGAGUGUUCAAUGACAUUGCGUCCGUCGACGCCUUUGCAAUUAAUGCGUACUGCAUUGUCAGUGCCCUGUUCUUUUCGGCCUGUGCCUAUGCGCAGCUGAAUGAUCCGAAUCCCGUCCAAUGGUUUUGCGCCUAUGUCUUUGGCGGAUGCGUUCCCAAUCUGUACUGGAUGACGACGUCAACCGACAGCAACUCCGCCACGACGSAAAAGUUGGUGCUCGCGCUGCACGGAUUCGUCGGAGGCCUGGGGCUGGCCAUUAUCUACAAGCUCGCCACRGUUGCGCCCAAGCUUCUAGAUGAAAUGACAGAGCACCACCACGGACUGCUCUGGGCCUUUAUGGAGCACGAGGAGGGACGGGAUUCGUGCGGGUUGCUCCUGCUGAUCUUCCACGCAUCCUACCUUGCCUCCGUCAUAAAGAAGAAGGGCCCGGAUCACCGGCGGCAGCAAAUGAACGGGAACAACGGCCGUGGUGCGCCGUCCGUAAUGCUCUCCCCCGCCGUUCUUUCUCUCGGAUUGCUCGGCGUCCUCGCGGUUUGCGUCUAUGUUUGGGUCGUCCACCACCCCGAACUGGUGGCCAAGCACGGCCUGAAACAUUGCCAGGGAGAAAUGUUUGGUCGUGCAGGGGAGCUCUGACCAUCUAUGCCGAGAUAAGGUAGACAUURCAUUGCGGACAAACAACACCAAAAAAGCUACUCAUCUGCGGGAGUUGCGACACCUUUUUGAAUACCUGGGUUAUAUGCUGCUUCCAACGCCGGUACUUGCGCACUUGUUCAACAGAUAUGCACGAUAUAGAAAGAAAGGAAGAAGAAGGACCAAUGGUCGGAAAUACGGUGCAGGUCGCUGUUAUGAUAUUUGUGCCGGGCAUUAGUGAGAAGAGCAAUCCGAAGUCGUCAAGAUUUUUGGUUUGAAUAAUGGAAGGGAGUCAUCGGAAUACUAGAUUUUGAAAAAUAUCACGUGGAUGUACCUUAUGUACAAAAUACAAUAGAUAAAAAUUGAUGCG
Pseudo-nitzschia multistriata is the source of this 1059-nucleotide messenger RNA. Lineage: Eukaryota; Bacillariophyta; Bacillariophyceae; Bacillariales; Bacillariaceae. The record is from the annotation of a GenBank genome assembly.